Messenger RNA from Trifolium pratense (red clover), 2320 nucleotides. RefSeq lists its product as uncharacterized. NCBI's taxonomy places the organism in Eukaryota, Viridiplantae, Streptophyta, Magnoliopsida, Fabales, Fabaceae. The transcript has a single exon. The record is from RefSeq and is a predicted model, not a curated record. The coding region runs from base 1083 to 2213 and encodes 376 amino acids.
AGCCACAUAAAUUUCAUAUUCACACUCACCACGCCUGUAUCAAUCUUAGUAUUGCAUUAGAGAGAGUUACAAUUAUCUUCAAACUAGUUAGUUUGCCCUUAUCCACACAUUGAAGUCUUAAACAAGCGGUACAUAAAUGUAAAUCACGCGGUAAAUUGACAUAGCACACAAUAUUUUAUUCAUAUCUUUUCCUCUUUUAAAAUCAAUUGAAUUUAUUUUCAUACUGUCUAAAUAUCACUGCUCUUUUUCUUAAUCAUCACUACUUUCACAUAAAUUUUGUGUCCAUAAUUUUGUUGUAAAAUUAUCAAGUCUAAGAGGGUAGCGCACUUUGGGAUGCGGAGGUGUGAGACAGGAGGAAAAAAAACCCAACUCCCUAACCUAAUGCGGCACCGGGCUCGAAUACCCCUGAUUCUGCAAGGCACAUGAGUCUGAACGCUAUGUUGAAUGCGUGAGAUAGACACUACACUACGUAGGUAUUUGUGCAAAUUAGGUGUCGAUCGAUCCUAGAAAUGGUGUUACAAGUAAUUAAUUAAUCAAUUACGGGCCAUUUGUUAUAGGCGGAUUGGAUAAAUCAACUGGUUAGAGUUAAGAUCAGUGAAAUAAGUUAAGAAGUAGAUGUUCUGAAUUCAAAUCUUGUUAUUUAAUGGUUGCAUAACUUAUAGAUUGUCGUAGAUUUUGCAUAAACUUUAAUAUUAUGAAGGAGCUCCGGGUUCAAUAAUUGUUUUCACAAAAAAUCGAACAUAAAUUUUUUAAAAUUAAUAUUAAUUUUAAACAAACUAAUUAGUUGCUUAAGCCCAAUUAUUUAGUUCAAUGAUAUACUCCUAGGUAAUUUGAUAUAAUAUAUUUAUUUUAUUUUUGAUUGGACAAAUAUGAGUGAUUAUGGAAAUUCCUACCAAAACAUAUUUUCUAUAGUUAGUCUAUAUUAAGACACGUACCAACACUAUAUAGUAUAUGCAAACUUUAGGAUAAUAAUAUGUGGGUGAGCAUUUGAGUAAAAGAGUCACUCACUACAUAUCUAGCUAGCAUUUUGGCAUUUGUAGAUAACAAACACUAUACAAAACACAAAGACAAAGAACGAAAUUAUGGGUUGCGCAUCUUCUAAACGUGUUGAUGCCACCGCACCCGCCGUAUAUCAACCACCACCAACUAGCUUCGCCGUCUUUGACAUAAACGCCAUAGAAGAGCCAUGGCUAAAACACCUCAACAACACAAACACCACCACAAUCUCCCAUGAAGAAAAACUCCCUCCCCCUAUUCUCCACAUCCUUGAUGCCACUGAAAAAUCUCCUCAAUCAUGGGAUGAAGUUAGUAAAACACUUCAACACCUCAAACCCACCGUUCAAGUUCAACCACCACCACCAUCACCACCACAAACACCACCACCAUCACAACAAUCACAACCACAACCACCACGUAAGGUUGCUUCAUUUCACACACUUGAAGAAUUAGAUGCAAAAUUAAGCCCAAAGAAUAACACCAACAAAGAUUCAAAAUCAGAUUCCAAACAACCACAAACACAGUUACAAAAAACAACAAAAGACGAUGUUGUUGUUGGUGGUGCUGGUGCUGAUGCUGGUGUUGGUUCAGUGAAAACAUUACUACCUUCAGUAUCAUCGAAAUUAAAGGAUAACAUAUUCAUAAAGAAAGAUAGAUUGGAGAAACAAAAAGAAGAGAAAGAAUCAAAUUUUGAAAGGUUAAGAAGAGACCCAUUAAGUAACUACCCAGAAAAAAUUCCACCAAACGGUAACGACGCUGUAGUAAUAUACACAACGUCGUUACGUGGUGUAAGAAAAACAUUUGAUAACUGUAACAAAGCAAGAGACUUGUUAGAAAAUCACAGGGUGAUUUUCGACGAGCGUGACGUGGCACUUCAUGGUGGGUUUUUGAAGGAAGUUAAAGAGUUGUUGGUAACAGAAGAAGAAUCAGGUGGUGGGGUUGUUUUGCCAAGGGUGUUUGUUAAGGGAAGAUAUUUGGGUGGUUUAGAUGAGUUGAUGGAGCUUGAUGAAACGGGUAGACUUGGGAGGAUAUUGAAUGCGACACGUGUGGAGAGAGGUGUUGGAAGACAAGGUUGUGGGGGGUGUGGUGGAGCAAGGUUUGUUCCUUGUUUUGAUUGUGGUGGGAGUUGUAAGUUGGUUAGUUCUGUUGGUGGUGAAAUUGAGAGGUGUCCUAAGUGUAAUGAGAAUGGGUUAGUUCAUUGCCCUGCUUGUAUUUGAAUUUUAAUUAAUAUACUUUGUUUAAUUGUUGUUUGUAAUCAUAUUGAUGAUUCAUAUACUAUAGUACUGUUUUAUUCAUAAAUAAAUAAAUCAAAUUUUACUGUCAA